AUGUCUCGAGCAUCUGAUGUCGAGGGCGACGUCAAGUCGAAACUUGAUAUUAGCCAUGUCGAGCACAGCAACGCUGACUAUACCCGAAACAUUGACGCUAGAGUCCGCAAUCCUCUCCUCGGGAUCUCCAAGUCCGACUUGCGUGUCCAGGUAGCAGGCUUUUGCCACGAAUUUGGCUUCCAAGAUAAGGAAGACGUAUUCUUCCGCGGUGCCCUUGCAGCCCAGAACCCGGAGACAUACGAGUCUUUUGGUGAGCUCACUGAAGACGACAAGAAUGUCCUCCGCCGCGAAGUCACUCACAAGUGGCACCUUCCGCGGGACCUCUACUGGAGCAUUGCCCUCUGUUCCCUUGGCUCCGCUAUCCAAGGAUGGGACAACACGGGUGCCAACGGUGCGAACCUCUCGUUUCCGCAAGAGUUUGGCAUUGAAAAUAAUCAGGCACUCGUCGGUGUCAUCAACGCCGGGCCCACUCUAUUCGGCCUCCUAAGCGCGUGGGCCGCGGACCCUAUCAACAACCGUCUCGGUCGCCGCGGAACGAUCUUUUUGACGGGCUUGUUCUGCGUGUUUCCUGUUCUUGCCCAGUCUUUCACACAGAACUGGUGGGGGCUUUUGAUCUGCCGGUUCUUCAUGGGCUUAGGCAUGGGCGUCAAAAUCUCAACAAUCCCAGUGUACUCAGCCGAAGUUGCCCCGGCUGCUGUGCGAGGUGGGAUCGUCACUAGUUUUCAACUAUGGGUUGCUUUCGGCAUCUUCGUCGGCUUUUGCUCCAACUUGGUCUGGUACCGCGUCGGAAAAUUGGCUUGGAGAUUCCAGCUAGGGGCCGCAUUUGCUCCUGCUAUCCCAGUCUUAAUCUUCAUUUGGUUCUGUCCUGGUACGUGA
Colletotrichum spaethianum is the source of this 876-nucleotide messenger RNA. RefSeq names its product putative polyol transporter 2. Lineage: Eukaryota; Fungi; Ascomycota; Sordariomycetes; Glomerellales; Glomerellaceae. Bases 1 to 876 code for a protein of 291 amino acids. Gene Ontology annotation, biological process: transmembrane transport. The transcript is spliced from 2 exons. The record is from RefSeq and is a predicted model, not a curated record. Gene Ontology annotation, cellular component: membrane. Gene Ontology annotation, molecular function: myo-inositol:proton symporter activity.